UUCCUUUGGACAAAGAAUGGGUUGAACUUGCUGCGAAGGAAUUAAAGGGUAAAGAUCCAGAGAAAGGAAUAGAUGUGAAGCCUGUUUAUACAAAAGUGGAUGCUGAACUCAUUAAAAAUGAAAUCCCGGGAAAAUUUCCUUUUACAAGAGGUCCAUACGCUUCUAUGUAUACAGCGAGGCCUUGGACUAUUCGACAGUCAAAUGCUUUUUAUCGAAGAAAUUUGGCUGCAGGUCAACAAGGUCUUUCUGUUGCGUUUGAUCUGGCAACACAUAGAGGUUAUGAUUCGGAUCAUCCGCGCGUAGUAGGUGAUGUUGGUAUGGCUGGUGUUGCAAUUGAUUCGGUAGAGGACAUGAAGGUUCUUUUUGAUGGAAUUCCGCUUAAAACAAUGUCUGUUUCUAUGACAAUGAAUGGUGCUGUGUUACCAAUUCUAGCUAUGUACAUAGUCGCGGGUUUAGAGCAGGGUGCUCAAUUAAAAGAAUUGGCUGGCACUAUACAGAAUGAUAUUCUGAAGGAAUUUAUGGAAAUUGCAAAAAUGAGGGCAGCUCGCCGCUUAUGGGCUCAUAUUAUUCAAGAACAUUUUAAUCCAAAAAAUCAAAAAUCAUUAAUGUUACGUACACAUUGUCAAACAUCCGGUUGGUCACUUACUGAACAGGAUCCAUAUAAUAAUAUUAUAAGAACUACUAUAGAAGCAAUGGCCGCCACAUUAGGAGGGACACAAUCCCUUCAUACGAAUUCAUUUGAUGAAGCAGUAGGGCUUCCGACAGAAUUCUCAGCUAGAAUUGCUAGAAAUACACAACUUAUUCUCCAGGAAGAAGCUUUUAUUCCAAAAGUUGCAGAUCCUUGGGGAGGUAGUUAUAUGAUGGAAAGUUUGACUGAUGAGAUUUAUUAUGCUGCAAGAGAAGUUGUGGAAGAAAUAGAGAGAAUGGGUGGUAUGGCAAAAGCUGUUGCAAGUGGUAUGCCAAAGUUAAGAAUUGAAGAAAGUGCAGCCCGAAGACAAGCCAGAAUUGAUUCUGGUCAAGAGAUAAUUGUUGGAGUAAACAAAUACCGUCUUGACAAUGAGACAGAAAUUGAGGUCCGUACUAUUGACAACACUAAAGUAAGAGAAGAGCAAAUUAAACGCAUAAACGAUGUCAAGGCGGCGAGAGACGAGGCUCGAGCACAAAAUGCAUUAAACGCUCUAGAAGAAUGUGCAAGAACGGAAAAUGGCAAUUUACUGGAAUUAGCUAUUGAGGCAUCAAAGGUGCGAUGUACUGUGGGUGAAAUAUCAUAUGCACUUGAAAAAGUAUGGGGGCGUCAUGAACCAACGAGUCGUGUUGCUAGUGGUGCUUACAAAUCUGCUUAUGGAACUGCGGAAGAAACAGAAGAAACAAUUAAAUUAGUAGAGCAAACGAAAGAAAAAUUGGGUGUUAACCCAAGAAUUUUGGUGGCAAAAUGUGGUCAAGAUGGACAUGAUCGAGGGGCCAAGGUGAUUGCUUCAGCUUUCAGUGAUUUUGGAUUUGAUGUCGAUUUAUCUCCAUUAUUCAGUACACCUGAAGAAGUAGUACGUCAAGCCAUUGACAAUGACGUCCAUGUGAUUGGAGUUUCUUCACAGGCUGCUGGACAUAAGACACUGAUACCGGCACUUAUAAAUGAGCUUAAGAGGCUUGGUAUAAAUGACAAAGUUGUGGUAGUUGGGGGUGUUAUUCCACAUCAAGAUUAUAAGUUCUUAUACGAUGCAGGUGUCAGUUCAAUAUUUGGACCUGGUACUAAAAUUCCCGAUGCUGCUAAAGAAGUUAUUUUAAAAAUUCAACAAAACAUAAAAGAUGAUCCUUUACCAUCCGAAAAGUCUGUUAAUUUAAGUUAG
Molecule: messenger RNA, 1844 nt
Organism: Racocetra fulgida
Lineage: Eukaryota; Fungi; Glomeromycota; Glomeromycetes; Diversisporales; Gigasporaceae
Source: the annotation of a GenBank genome assembly